AUGGGCAACAUUUCUGGCUCGACAGCCUGUGACUACUCCAACACAACUGAUUAUGCAUCACCUCGACAACGAAGAUUUACCUGUAAAUCAACAACAUUGGAAAGACAUUAUUCUAUUGCCUCUCAACCACCAAUAUCUUUACCGAAUUCAUAUACUAAUGUAUCCUCACUGCAGACCAAUAAUAAUACGAGUAUUCUUUCAAGCAGUCCUCAUAGUCCUAAAGAAUGUCAGCAACAAUCUGCCAUUACUCAAAAAUUAAUGACGUUCCUUAGAUUUAAUCCUCAUUAUUCGGCAAGAACAAUACCAGAAGAACAAGAAUUAUGGAGAACUAUUAUUGCUCAAUCGGGAAUUUCAUGUAUUCUUUCUACUCCAUCCAAGAUGAGGGACUUUUACUUGUCCGGAUAUGAUUCUUCGUUUUUAAUAUUGAAACCAAAAAUUGAAGAAUUGGAGUAUGAAUUACGGCCAGUCCUCAAACACUUUGGAAGUUUUGAUGCGACUAACAAUGAUGUAGAUGAAAGUAGAGCAGAAUUAUGGCAAUUGAUUGACACUCCAGAUUAUGACAGUGCUGAUGUUGUUCAAAUGGCCAAACUCAAUAAGAAUGUCACUGGUUUAAAGUUAUUACUCUUGCCUUCUUAUCCGAGCAUUCCUAAAAACUCCAAGGUUGGUUCAAUUCCUGACAAGAAUGAAUCCCUCACAAAAACCAUGAGAUACCUAUUAUCACCAUUGGCUGUUGAUUUGAUUUUUGAUACGAGAGAAGAAAUUCACUUCAAACCAGUUGUAGCCAUUGGCUCUUUAUUGUUGGAAUGGGAUUCUACCGUAGGUCUGUGUAUUCCUAGACACUCAUUACAAUUGUCCAAAAUGCUUAUCCAAGAAAAUUGCAUUUACAGCAAUGAUAAGAUCAACAUGGAGGAAGCUCUCAAUAUUGCAAGUGAGCUUAUUUGUGAGUGGAACUUGAGAAAACCUGCAAUCUUUUCCAGUUUUGCUCCAACUAAGGGCGAAAGACCAAGAAAGCAAUCCAUUGGUUCUUAUUAUCCACCUGAACAAAAGAUUUUUGAAAAUAGGGAGAGAACAGUUGAUUCAUCAGCUAUUCACUUUGCAUACGAUUUAUUGGAAAAUAUUAUCAAGCAUUGUAGCACCAAUAUGGCUAGAAACAAUGAGGAGGAAGAGAAUGAAAUUACCCAACUCUUUUUCCCACAAACUGAGACCUGUACAUCACUUCUCAUUAAAGAAUUACUGCAAUAUUCAAGUGGAAAUACAUUGAAAUUAUUUGAUGGUGGCGAUUCCAUUUCAUUACGCUUUCCAGUGACUGAAUAUUUCAGGGAGAGCUUUGAUUUACCAGUGACAAGUCCAAAAUUUAUUGAGUUCAAUUCACAUAAGGAAUUUGAUGAAUUUGUUUUGGGAUUGUUAGAUAAGGAAGAUGAUUUGGCUAAAAAGUUUCCAUCAGAAUAUGCCAUGUUAAAAUGCAUUGAUAGAUGCUUUUGGGUAGGUCAUUUACACGAUGAUGAGGAGUAUGCAUUUGCGCCUAAACGAGAUUGCCCCUUCACAGAUCCGAGUAACCUUAUUGGUAUUACACUAACAAUGGAUCGUUAA
Molecule: messenger RNA, 1590 nt
Organism: Naegleria gruberi
Lineage: Eukaryota; Heterolobosea; Eutetramitea; Acrasida; Naegleriidae
Exons: 1
Coding region: 1-1590 (529 amino acids)
Source: RefSeq, a predicted model, not a curated record